This is a messenger RNA of Closterium sp. Naga37s-1, 750 nucleotides long. The record is from the annotation of a GenBank genome assembly. NCBI's taxonomy places the organism in Eukaryota, Viridiplantae, Streptophyta, Zygnematophyceae, Desmidiales, Closteriaceae.
AUGGUGCUCGCGCAUGCCACGGGCUCCGUCCGUGGUGGAGCAGCUAGAUCCCGCCUCGUUUCCGUCCCCUCUCGCCUCUCACCACCCAGCUCCACCCGCUCCGCUAUAAACACCACUCGUCGCGCCGCGUCUCGUGCUUGUAGCGGAGCAGCAGCGCCGCGUCCUAUAGGGGGGAUGCCGCCGCUCCGGCCGUUCGCAGCAGCGGCGGCUGUUUCUUCAUCGUCGACACUAGCAGGAGUUGCUGAGGCAGGGUCGCGCAGCGGCGCGUGUAAGCAGCAGGUGGCGGAGGGAUCGGACUCGUCGGCUUCUGCUCCCGUUGCACAUGUUUCUGAACAGCCGUCAGGGCAGCUGGACGAGACACGAAGGGUAUUGGAGGAGGCUGAGCGGAGCAGGGCAGCAGAAUUGGCACAAGUGAAAGGGGAGAUUCUAUCAUUGCGGGGAGAGCUGGUGGCAGUAAGGGGGGAGUUCCUUACAGCAAGGGGUGAGCUGGCGACUGUGAAAGGGGAAUUGGACGCGCUGAAAACGUUCCUGUUAGAAACGAGGAAGGAUUUGGCUGAACAGAAGGUGUACUUGCAGAAAGCGGAAAAGGAAAAGUUGGCUUCGGAGGAGGAGGAGGUGAAGGAGCUGGGGAAAGAUGUGAGCUGGGAUGAUGCGGUAGUCGUGCAGUCCUCAGCAGCACCGAAGCAUGUGGAGUUUGAUGUUGAAGAGGAGCUCAGGAUGCGAGAAGGCGUUCAUAAAACAGUUUGGCAG